AUGGGUGGCCUAAGGAAAAUAGAUCGACCAGGUUAUAAGACCCUUUUGAAAGGAAUUUCAGGGAAGUUCAGCAGUGGAGAACUUGUUGCGAUUAUGGGUCCUUCAGGCGCUGGGAAGUCAACGCUCAUGAACAUUCUGGCAGGAUACAGAGAGACAGGAAUGAAAGGAGAAAUUCUGAUCAAUGGACAGCCUCGUGACCUGCGUUCUUUUCGCAAAGUCUCCUGCUACAUCAUGCAAGAUGACAUGCUCCUUCCCCAUCUGACUGUCCAGGAAGCUAUGAUGGUAUCUGCUCAUCUGAAACUUCAAGAGAAAGAUGAAGGCAGGAGAGAAAUGGUAAAGGAAAUAUUGACAGCUCUCGGUUUGCUGACAUGUGCCAAUACAAGGACUGGGAGUCUUUCUGGAGGCCAGAGGAAGCGUCUUGCCAUUGCUCUGGAACUAGUGAACAACCCUCCUGUCAUGUUUUUUGAUGAACCAACUAGCGGCUUGGAUAGUGCGUCAUGUUUUCAGGUUGUCUCUCUGAUGAAGGCUUUAGCCCAGGGUGGCAGGUCCAUCAUCUGCACGAUUCACCAGCCCAGUGCUAAACUGUUCGAGUUGUUUGAUCAGCUCUAUGUUCUAAGUCAAGGCCAAUGCAUUUACCGUGGAAAGGUAUUAAAUCUAGUCCCUUAUUUGAGAGAUUUGGGGUUGAAUUGUCCAACCUACCACAAUCCAGCAGAUUUUGUUAUGGAAGUGGCAUCUGGUGAAUAUGGGGACCAGAACAGCAGGCUGGUAAGAGCAGUACGGGAGAGGAUAUGUGACACGGACUACAAGAGAGAUGUUGGAGAGAAUGAGUUGAAUCCCUUCCUCUGGCACCGGCCUUCUGAAGAGGAUUCCUCCUCCACAGAAGGCUGCCACAGCUUCUCUGCCAGCUGCUUAACCCAGUUCUGUAUCCUCUUCAAAAGAACUUUUCUCACCAUCAUGAGGGAUUCGGUCCUGACACACUUGCGUAUCACCUCACACAUUGGCAUUGGGCUGCUCAUCGGCUUGCUCUACUUAGGCAUUGGCAAUGAAGCUAAGAAAGUCCUCAGCAACUCCGGCUUCCUCUUUUUUUCCAUGUUGUUUCUUAUGUUUGCUGCGCUCAUGCCUACUGUCCUUACAUUUCCUCUUGAGAUGGGAGUGUUUCUUAGAGAGCAUCUGAACUACUGGUACAGCCUGAAAGCCUACUAUCUCGCCAAAACUAUGGCUGAUGUUCCUUUUCAGAUCAUGUUUCCUGUGGCUUACUGCAGCAUUGUGUACUGGAUGACUUCACAGCCAUCUGAUGCGCUUCGAUUUGUCCUCUUUGCAGCCCUGGGAACCAUGACAUCCCUGGUGGCUCAGUCACUGGGUCUUCUCAUAGGUGCAGCCUCUACAUCCCUCCAGGUGGCCACUUUUGUGGGCCCAGUUACUGCUAUCCCAGUGCUUCUGUUCUCUGGGUUUUUUGUCAGCUUUGAUACCAUCCCAACAUACCUCCAGUGGAUGUCCUACAUUUCCUAUGUCAGAUAUGGGUUCGAAGGAGUUAUUCUCUCCAUCUAUGGACUGGAUCGAGAAGAUCUGCACUGCGACAAGGAUGACACUUGCCAUUUUCAAAAGUCAGAGGCCAUUCUGAGAGAGCUGGAUGUAGAAAAUGCCAAACUUUACCUGGACUUCAUUGUUCUUGGAAUUUUCUUCUUCUCUCUGCGCCUAAUUGCCUAUUUUGUUCUCAGAUACAAAAUCCGAGCAGAGAGGUAAAGGAAAAACAGCUGAAACGAUGCAGUAGGGAGAUCUUUAGACAUGCAAUAGAGGGCACUUGACAUUGUCUCCCUGUGGCAAGGCCGGUCUCCAGUGCCCAGCUAGAUGCUGUUACGACCUAGCCCAUAGAGAACCACAAUGGGAUAGUGGACAUAUAGUGUUAAGCCAAUCAGUCCAGCUGGGUUGGGUUGUGUCUUCAUUACACUUUCUAGCUUUAACUAGGAAGAAGAAAUAGAAGGGAAUUUUACACCACAGAAUAUCAAUACCGAGGCAUUGUAACCGUAAUAAAAAAAACAAACAAACCUGGCUGCAGGAACUUUCCUUAUAAAAAACAAUUUCAUGAUAGUCACUAGGGUAUUAGUCCUGGUAGCCAGAAUAGUAUAGAAUCAUCUAUAGUUGACCAGGUAAUGAGAUGCAAAAUGAGGAAUGCAAAGAAAAUAGGAUUCUCUCAUCUUUUUAAAUUC
Apaloderma vittatum (bar-tailed trogon) is the source of this 2207-nucleotide messenger RNA. It is a transcript of the gene ABCG1, whose product is annotated as ATP-binding cassette, sub-family G (WHITE), member 1. Gene Ontology annotation, biological process: cholesterol homeostasis. Gene Ontology annotation, molecular function: ABC-type sterol transporter activity; ATP binding; ATP hydrolysis activity. Lineage: Eukaryota; Metazoa; Chordata; Aves; Trogoniformes; Trogonidae. The transcript has 14 exons. Bases 1 to 1743 code for a protein of 580 amino acids. Gene Ontology annotation, cellular component: plasma membrane. The record is from RefSeq and is a predicted model, not a curated record.